AUGCCUGAAUAUUGUUCAUCAGCUGCAGUGAUGGUAUCCAGUGAAGUUUGGCAUCGACGUCUCGGUCAUGUCAACAGCCAGUAUUUGAACAAGAUAAAAGAUGCUAAAUUAAAGUGGGACAGAAAGUCGGAAAAAUGUAUUCUUGUCGGCUAUUCCAAUAAUGUCAAGGGGUACAGGAUUUACAAUCCGAAAUCUAAUGCCAUCACCACCAGUCGAGAUGUUAUGGUGUUAGAGAAGAUAGAGAUAGAGAAUGUUCUGGAGGUACAGAAAGAUUGUUCAGAUGAGGAAGAUUCACCUGAACAAUCAGAAAGCUUGAACACAGAUGAUAGUGGUGAACUGUAUGUACCUAGUAAAAGUGAUACAUUAGAUAGCUCUAAGUCUGAUACAACAGACAGAGAAGACUCCAUUAUACUCAACAAUGUCAACAUAACAAAUGGUCCUCGGCGUAGGCGGCAUCCAGACAGAUAUGGUUUUGCAAGUGAUUGUAUAUAA
Messenger RNA from Melitaea cinxia (Glanville fritillary), 492 nucleotides. RefSeq lists its product as uncharacterized. The transcript has 3 exons. The record is from RefSeq and is a predicted model, not a curated record. Lineage: Eukaryota; Metazoa; Arthropoda; Insecta; Lepidoptera; Nymphalidae. Bases 1 to 492 code for a protein of 163 amino acids.